Xyrichtys novacula (pearly razorfish) is the source of this 13364-nucleotide messenger RNA. Lineage: Eukaryota; Metazoa; Chordata; Actinopteri; Labriformes; Labridae. The record is from the annotation of a GenBank genome assembly.
CUCUGUACACGCUCAGAAGCGCUCAGAGCGCUCCACAGCGUAGAUCAGGAAAAGGGAAGGGAACAGCCGGUAGCCAUAUUAUAUAGGACCAAAACAGUAAAUAUAAGGCUACAGAAGCAACCGACUACAGAGGUCCCUGGGAUAUCGCCUCCGGAGACAUUCCGGUCACCGUUGGCGGCCUGAUCAGAGUCGUGGUGACAACUUAAAGACUGUUCCUGCUCACAAAGCGGCGUGCCGAGGACGGACGCGUCUCUUUGAAUAGACAGGAUGCACGGACCGCCCUCCGGCGACAGCGCAUGCCCAUUGCGCACGAUCAAGAGAGUUCAGUUCGGCAUCAUCAGCCCAGAUGAACUUGUAGGUUUUCUUUUGGGGGGAAGUGGGGUAUUAUAUUCUCUUUCGACCAGUCACAUUUCACUUGAACAGCUCUUUGAGUUAUCUUGUAGUUUGACAUAUUUUGCAAAGAAACAUGGCUCUGUUUACGACGUAAAGUGCUGGCUGUUAGCCUAGCUUAGCCUAGCUGUGUUAGGCUGGCGGAGCUUGUGCUAACUAGCAUGUAGCAGGAAGUUUGCAAACUAAAAGCACAACAUUGUGAGAUGAGAUCUAAAAUAUCACAUGACUGAAACCCCCUUUUUAUUCACGAAAUGUACCUUGCAGACCCAUCAGUGUGUAGAUAAAUGGUUUUGUUAUAGCCCAUUGUAAAGGACAUCGUGUAUUACUCAUGGUCGCUGUGUAUGGAUUCGUAUUUAAACUUGUAUAAAUGAAUAAAGGGUAAUUUAACAGAAAAUCAGAUAUGCAUGUUGUCUUUUACGGGAUUAGAUUUAUGCAGUUUUGAGGAUAACUAAUAAAAUAUUUUACGUGAUCUUUUGCGUUUGUUGUUAUGGCACGUGUUUGAUCUGUAACCCUUCACAUGUGAAUUAUUAAAUAUAAUCUCAAAUAUUACACAUUUGCAUGAAAAUUAUUCUCUCAUUGACGUAGUUAUUUGUGGAAAACGAGUUUUUUUUGGACUCAUAUGCCACUUUGGUUUGUUUUACAUUGAUUGAUUUUAGUUGUUUCUUUGUUUUGCAUUAUUUUCUGUUGUUUUAAAAAAAAAAAACAUCCACUGUCUUUCCCCCCAGAAACGGAUGUCGGUUACAGAGGGGGGGAUCAAAUACCCCGAAACAACAGAAGGAGGACGUCCUAAACUUGGUGGCCUUAUGGACCCGAGACAAGGGGUCAUAGAAAGGACUGGAAGAUGUCAGACAUGUGCAGGUAUGCUGCCAUUUUACUUUUCAUACUUGUUUAUCAUCAAGUUAAGUUUUGUUCAAAGCUGAUUUCAUAACUAACAGGUGUCAAACUCAAGUCCCGGGGGCCAAAUCUGGCACAUGAAACAAUUAUAUCUGGCCCACUAGAUCAUAUCAUAUCUGUAUUAUUAUUGGCCCACCAGUAUGAAGGCAGAUGAAGAUAAUAAUGUAAACUUUAGCACCAUUAGUUUAAAUAUCCUUAAUAAACAAUGAGCAUCAGGGAAAGUAAAGAGUGAGGAAGAUUAGAUAGAUAGUCAUGAAUGUGGGGAAAAAUAAUUUGUGUUUUAUUCAUGUUUCCAAUUUUGCAUCUCAAGAUUACAAGUCAAACAUGAUUUGACUUUUUGUUUUGUGCUCUGAUUUUUUUUUUCAACUUAGUAUUUGGAUUUAUGUCAUUUUAAUCUGUUAGAUACCAGUUUUAAUUUUUAAGUCAUAUUUUAACUUUAAAUUCUUGAUUCCAAAAUUAUUACAUAUUUUGACCUUUCAAACUUAUGAUUUCAACUUUGUCCUCAUGUAUUUGCUCUUCAAAAGCAUUAUUUUUCUAUCUUUAAUAUCACGUUCUGAUCUUUUGAACUCAUCUAUUGGAUUUUUUUUUUUAAUCUCAGAUUGCCUUUAAACUUAACUUUUUAUCUUUUUUGAAUUUCCAAAUAAUUUAUAAUCAUUGCUAUUUUUUGUUACAUAUUUUUUGAAAAGGAGGUUGACAGUUUUGGUGAAAUGUUGACCCUGUUUGGCCCUCAGGUUAGGCCUAGAUCCAGAUUGUGGCCUUGCUAUGGUUGAGUUUGACACCCCUGCCAUAACUGAUUGUUGUUCAAAUGGCUUUUGUCACUUCAGGCAACAUGACAGAAUGUCCAGGCCACUUCGGACACAUAGAACUGGCAAAGCCGGUUUUCCAUGUUGGCUUCGUAACAAAGAUAAUGAAGGUUCUCCGGUGUGUUUGCUUCUUUUGCUCGAAGCUGUUAGUGGAUUCUGUAAGUAUAAUUCAACAUCUAACAGCACAUCAUUUCAUAAAUUUAUAGUAUUUCAGUCUUGUUCUUGGGUUUGCAGUUCAGAUUUUUAACUUGCAGCUGUGUCAUUUUGCUGUUUAUUUCAGAACAAUCCAAAGAUCAAGGACAUCUUGGUGAAAUCUAAAGGGCAGCCAAGGAAGCGUUUGACACACGUGUAUGAGCUGUGCAAAGGUAAAAACAUCUGCGAGGGAGGAGAGGAGAUGGACAACAAAUUUGGAAUGGAGCAGCAGGAGACCGAGGAGGACAUUACAAAAGAAAAGGUAUUUGGGUGGAGUCAUUCUGUCAUAGUUGUUGCCUUUUCAUCUCUAAAAAAUUAGUGCUCAAGUAAUCAUCAUCUAUCUCUCUUUCUAUUUUCUUCACCAUAUGACCUACGCAGGGCCAUGGUGGCUGUGGGCGCUACCAGCCAAGCAUCAGGCGCUCGGGCUUGGAGUUGUUCGCAGAGUGGAAGCACGUCAAUGAGGAUUCACAGGAAAAGAAAAUCCUGCUGAGUCCUGAGCGUGUGCAUGAGAUCUUCAAGCGCAUCUCAGAUGAAGAGGACGUCAUCUUGGGCAUGGACCCCAAGUUUUCCCGACCGGAGUGGAUGAUUGUGACAGUUCUGCCUGUGCCUCCUCUGGCUGUCAGGCCAGCUGUAGUCAUGCAGGGCUCCGCUCGUAACCAGGUACUGUAACAGUACUGUCUUUGCUUGUUUGAAAAGCUUUGAUUUGAUGAUUGACUCGACAUAAAAUCAUUUAUUUUCUCUUUUAAAGGAUGACUUGACCCACAAACUUGCCGAUAUUGUCAAAAUCAACAACCAGCUGAGAAGAAAUGAGCAGAGCGGUGCUGCAGCUCACGUCAUAGCUGAAGACGUCAAACUGCUCCAGUUUCAUGUGGCCACCAUGGUAGACAACGAGUUACCAGGCCUUCCAAGGGUAUGUUUUGCACUUUUACCACCUUAAAUAUGCAGUUAGAUUAGCUGAUUUAAUGGAAUUGAGGCCAGUCUCAUUUUACAACUCUGCUAAAUAUUCCUACAAUUUAAAACUUGUUUUAUUUCACAGGCGAUGCAAAAGUCUGGCCGUCCCCUCAAAUCCAUAAAACAGCGUCUAAAGGGGAAGGAGGGUCGAGUCCGAGGUAACCUGAUGGGAAAGCGUGUGGACUUCUCAGCAAGAACUGUCAUCACCCCGGAUCCCAAUCUGCAAAUUGACCAAGUGGGUGUACCCCGAUCCAUUGCAGCCAACAUGACCUUCCCAGAAAUCGUCACGCCCUUUAACAUCGACAGGUAAUGCAGAGAAGCCAGUUCAACCUUAAGAAGCUGAAUGAGUUUCAAAACUAUGUUGAUUACUCAAUGUAGCACCACCCAACUCAUUCCGAUGACUGUUUUAGACUACAAGAGCUGGUGCGAAGAGGCAACAGUCAGUAUCCAGGCGCCAAAUACAUCAUCCGUGACAAUGGGGACAGAAUCGACCUGCGGUUCCACCCCAAACCAAGUGACCUUCAUCUGCAGAUUGGCUACAAGGUAAAACUGGAAUAGGUGUAACAUUCAUGAAGCAAUCUUGACCCAAAUCAUCGUUGAGUCUGACUAAAUCUUGCUUGUUUUUGUCAAGGUGGAAAGACAUAUGUGCGACGGAGACAUUGUCAUCUUUAACCGACAGCCUACACUACAUAAAAUGUCUAUGAUGGGGCACAGGGUUCGCAUUCUGCCGUGGUCUACAUUUCGACUUAACCUCAGGUACAAAACAAAAAUGAGACCUGACUUUGGCUUGGUAUCAAGCAGAUGAUUUCUGAAAAGUUUUUUUUUUUGUUUCGUUUUAGGAUUCUGGGUUCAUUAUUCUGUUAAAAUCUGAUAAAUGUUUCAUCAUUACAAUCUUCGAACUGUAUUGAAUCGGUCUAAAUAUCAAAUCCUCUUCUCCAGUGUCACCACCCCUUACAACGCUGACUUUGAUGGAGAUGAAAUGAACCUCCAUCUGCCUCAGUCCCUGGAGACAAGAGCAGAGAUCCAGGAGCUGGCCAUGGUCCCCCGUAUGAUCGUCACGCCUCAGUCCAACAGGCCCGUCAUGGGUAUCGUGCAGGACACACUCACAGCUGUCCGCAAAUUCACCAAAAGAGACGUCUUCUUAGAGAGGGUACGCCGAUUUUGAUAACCCCACCAGGUGCUGCUCUUUUUCUUCUUCAAGGGUCAUAACAAUGUGUGAUUCUCUUCCACAGGGUGAAGUGAUGAACCUUCUUAUGUUCCUCUCCACCUGGGACGGGAAAGUGCCCCAGCCCGCCAUCCUGAAGCCUCGCCCUCUGUGGACUGGGAAGCAGAUCUUCAGUUUAAUCAUUCCUGGACACAUCAACGUGAUCCGCACACACAGCACCCACCCGGACGAUGAAGACAGUGGUCCUUACAAACACAUCUCACCUGGAGACACAAAGGUACACACCCUGAUGAGCUUUGUGAAUGUAAACGAUUGAAAAUGGAAAACGAGGCAUGGGACUGAGCCGUCUUCUCCCUCACACAGGUCAUCGUGGAGAACGGUGAGUUGAUCAUGGGCAUCCUGUGCAAGAAAUCUCUGGGAACCUCCGCCGGGUCCCUCGUCCACAUCUCCUACCUGGAGAUGGGUCACGACAUCACCAGACUCUUCUACUCCAACAUUCAGACUGUGGUCAACAACUGGCUGCUCAUCGAGGGUAAGAAAACAGUCAAGUCUGUAUUAAAUAUCUUUGUUUUUUAUCUUAAUAUUCACUGGUUUACUCUUGUUUCAUCCCUCAGGUCAUUCCAUUGGUAUCGGUGACUCUAUUGCUGAUGCCAAGACCUACCUCGACAUCCAGAACACCAUCAAGAAAGCCAAACAGGAUGUGAUAGAAGUGAGCACGCAGUCUUCCUACUCUCAGCAGCUGAAAUUAAACUUAAAAUAAGCAAAUUUUGACAUGGCUGAUUUUUUUUUCUUCUCGCCAGGUUAUUGAGAAAGCCCACAACAACGAGCUGGAGCCGACCCCUGGUAACACUCUAAGACAGACCUUUGAGAACCAGGUGAACCGUAUCCUCAACGACGCUCGUGACAAAACAGGAUCAUCUGCCCAGAAGUCUCUGUCUGAGUACAAUAACUUCAAGUCCAUGGUGGUGGCCGGGUCUAAGGGUUCAAAGAUUAACAUCUCACAGGUAGAUUGAGCAAAACCUGGAUUCAUCAGAUGGAAGACUGGUUCUCUGUUCUGUAUCUUUAACAUGGCGUUGUCUGUUUUCAGGUUAUUGCCGUGGUGGGGCAGCAGAACGUGGAGGGUAAGCGAAUCCCCUUCGGCUUCAAACACCGCACGUUGCCACACUUCAUUAAAGACGACUACGGUCCUGAGAGCAGAGGCUUCGUGGAGAACUCGUACCUGGCCGGUUUGACACCAACUGAGUUUUUCUUCCACGCCAUGGGAGGCAGAGAGGGUCUGAUCGACACGGCUGUGAAAACUGCUGAGACUGGUAGGUGAAGGAGGCAGGAAGAAAUUAGACAAGAAUGAAAAGGAGGAUUUAUUUAUUUUUAUAUUUAUUAUUAAGGUGUGAUUGUAAAUAUGAUGAAUCUCUUUUAUCAGGUUACAUCCAGCGUCGUCUGAUCAAAUCUAUGGAGUCUGUCAUGGUGAAGUAUGACGGCACGGUGCGAAACUCCAUCAACCAGGUGGUUCAGCUGCGUUACGGAGAGGACGGCUUGGCAGGAGAGAACGUCGAGUUCCAAAACGUGGCGACACUCAAACCCUCACACAAGGCCUUUGAAAAGAAGUGAGUCAAUAGUUUCUGAUCCUUAUGAUGUGUUUAAUACUUAAUAAUACUCUGGUGUCGUCGGCUUAAUCCUCCUCCUUUUUUUUCUCCUGCUCUUUCUAGAUUCAAGUUUGACUGCACCAACGAGCGAGCGCUGAGGAGAAUGCUUCAAGAAGACGUAGUGAAAGAUGUCCUCACCAACGCCCAUGUGCAGAGCUCCUUGGAGAGAGAGUUUGAUAAGAUGAAGGAGGACAGGGAGGUCCUCAGAGCCAUUUUCCCCACUGGUGACAGUAAGGUGCGUGUGGUCAAAUUUAUUAUUUAAAAAAAACCCACUUCCUCUCUUUUAGAGCCUUGCAGGAUAACUUCAAGUUUCUUAUACUUUCAACCUUUCUUCUCUGCUGCUGCAGGUGGUGCUGCCAUGCAACCUGGCCAGAAUGAUUUGGAACGCUCAGAAGAUCUUCCGCAUCAACACUCGGACUCCGACAGAUCUAAAUCCUCUCAGGGUGGUCGAUGGUAAGCUCAGGAUUGUGUGUCGUCAUAGAAUUAGAGCGAGGAGUUCAUGGCCUUGGUUCCUCUUUAGAGCCUCAUGAAGCCACCUGGAGGAUUUGAUAGUUCAACUGGAGGUCUCUCUCUUCACGUAAUAACAGAAUACGCAGCAGUGACGCACACAUGCUUGAAAUCUGGUAAUGCAGGACAACUAAGAGGUCCAUCCAAACAUGUAAGGGUUUUUAUCUGACAAAUGAAGAUAAAAAACUACAAAUUUUAUCCCUUAUUGUCCACACGCUGAAGCGAGACACCUUCAGUACUUAUAGGGCACACCAGGGGGCGUCUGUAACCACCAAUGUAGAGGAUUUCUUGCACAUUUAUUCAAUAUUAGAUUGUGAGAAAUUCAGAACGAGUCCAUUAACUGUGUGGGUCUAAAAUGUGCAGUUUUUGUUGGACAGUUAGACAGUUGUUUAUCAGAACUUUGUUGCGUUGAUUUCAACCUUUGGGGUCGUUUUUGAUUUUUUUUUAAGGUGUUCACGACCUGAGCAAGAAGCUAGUGAUUGUGAACGGCGAAGAUCCACUCAGCAGACAGGCCCAGGAGAACGCCACCCUGCUCUUUAACAUCCACCUGCGUUCCACGCUCUGCUCCAAACGUAUGACCGAGGAGUUCCGGCUGUCCACAGAGGCUUUCGACUGGCUGCUGGGAGAAAUCGAGACCAAAUUCAACCAAUCCAUCGUAAGAUAACUCUUUCCUUGUUUACAGAAAGAUAUUUUUGUAACUACCUUUUUUUUCUGUUGUGUUUUAAUCUAAAUUCGUCUUUAUUUCCAGGCCCACCCUGGUGAAAUGGUCGGCGCCCUGGCUGCUCAGUCUCUAGGAGAGCCCGCCACUCAGAUGACCCUGAACACUUUCCACUACGCUGGUGUGUCAGCCAAGAACGUAACACUGGGUGUGCCUCGUCUGAAGGAGUUGAUCAACAUCUCCAAGAGGCCCAAAACCCCCUCUCUGACCGUUUUCCUGCUGGGUCAGGCUGCUCGUGACGCUGAGAGGGCCAAGGAUAUCCUCUGCAGACUGGAGCACACUACACUAAGAAAGGUUUGAGGAAAACAAAGAUAAACGAGCCGUUCCUCCCACGACUAUAGAUAGAAAAUCAGUGACUGAAGAACCUUUCCUCCACAGGUAACAGCCAACACUGCCAUCUACUACGACCCCAACCCUCAGAACACGGUGGUGGCCGAGGAUCAGGAGUGGGUGAACGUCUACUAUGAGAUGCCUGACUUUGACGUGACUCGCAUCUCACCCUGGCUGCUUCGCAUUGAGCUUGAUCGCAAACACAUGACUGAUCGCAAACUGACCAUGGAGCAGAUCGCAGAGAAGAUCAACGCGGGUAAGUUUCGCAACAUUAAGACUUAUCUCAAAAAGAGAUUGAGAGAUUAUUUCUCUAAUGACUCUGUUUUUUCUGCAAGGUUUCGGAGACGACCUGAACUGUAUCUUCAAUGACGAUAACGCUGAGAAGCUGGUGCUGCGGAUCAGGAUCAUGAACAGCGAUGAGAACAAGUUCCAAGAGGUCAGCGAUGGUGGCUUUACUCACAGUAUCUUCAAAGGAACCGUCUUAAACUUCCACAGUAAUCACAAAAAAAUGUUAUUUACUGGUGCAGGAUGAAGAAGUGGUGGACAAAAUGGACGAUGAUGUCUUCUUGAGAUGCAUCGAGUCCAACAUGCUGACAGACAUGACCCUACAAGGCAUCGAGCAGAUCAGCAAGGUAACAAACACCAGUGUCCUGUUCACUCCACAUCUCUUUGAAAAGCUCAAAUCCUGAGUACGAGUAAAAAGUCGUCACCUCUCUCUUCCAGGUGUACAUGCACUUGCCCCAGACUGACAAUAAGAAGAAGAUCAUCAUCACAGAGGACGGAGAGUUCAAGGCCCUGCAGGAGUGGAUCCUUGAGACAGACGGAGUCAGCCUCAUGAGGGUGCUCAGCGAGAAAGACGUAGACCCCGUCAGGACCACCUCUAACGACAUUGUGGAGAUCUUCACGGUAUAAAAGCAGAGAUAAUAGUUUUCUCAUUACUGUUGCAUCACAGCAGAUUUUUUUUAAACAUACUUUAAAUCUUUAAAAAAAAAAAGGUCCUGGGGAUUGAGGCUGUGCGAAAGGCUCUGGAGAGGGAGUUGUACCACGUCAUCUCCUUCGACGGUUCCUACGUCAACUACCGUCACUUGGCUCUGCUUUGCGACACCAUGACGUGCCGCGGUCACUUGAUGGCCAUCACACGUCACGGCAUCAACCGACAAGACACAGGACCGCUCAUGAAGUGUUCCUUUGAGGAGACGGUAAGACAGUUAACAGAAGUUUCAGGCUCUGUCACCAAGACAACAAACUUUUUUUAUUUGGAUGCUUAAUUUUUGUGUUUCCUCCUCAAGGUGGAUGUGCUGAUGGAGGCAUCGUCCCAUGGUGAGAGUGACCCCAUGAAAGGCGUAUCAGAGAACAUCAUGCUUGGCCAGCUCGCUCCAGCCGGGACAGGCUGUUUUGACCUGCUGUUGGAUGCUGAGAAGUGUAAAUACGGCAUGGAGAUCCCCACGAACAUACCUGGAAUCAGCGUGGCAGGACGUAAGUGGAGACACGUUUGAGUGUCACGAUGAUUCGAUUGCAGAUACAGCGUGAGCGCUUUAUAUUUAUGUUCUGUAUGUAUCCUAUUUACAGCCACGGGAAUGUUCUUUGGCACGGUACCGAGUCCCAUGAGUGGAAUGUCACCUGCUAUGACCCCCUGGAACACAGGAGCGACCCCAGCCUAUGGCGCCUGGUCUCCUAGUGUUGGUGAGCGUUAACCCAAGAUGCUUUGGGUCAUUUGUUUCUGUUUAAGCGUGACUCACUGACCUUUUUUUUUUUUUUUUUUCUUUCUUUCUUUCUCCUUCCAGGAAGCGGCAUGACCCCCGGAGCAGCAGGGUUCUCUCCCAGUGCAGCUUCAGAUGCAAGUGGUUUCUCCCCUGGUUACUCCCCGGCCUGGUCUCCCACUCCUGGUUCCCCGGGAUCUCCAGGACCUGCAAGCCCGUACAUCCCAUCUCCAGGUUAGACACUGAAGAAAUCUUUUUGUUUUUUCUUCACCAUUUUUGUUGACAAAGUUGUAAUCAGAAGUUCGUGGACAUAGGCCCUAAAUGUUUUCAGCCUUUAAACUCGUUCAUAAAUUGAUCUAUUACAUCAAAAACUCUGCUUUAAGUUUUGGUAAAUAUAAGGGAAGACUUUGUUAAAUACAGUUUUGCAAACAGUUGAACAAAAAGAAAAAAAAAACAGAUGUCCUAAAGUGGAUCCCUGAGGGACUCCCUAAGUCUUUCUCACCCUAAAUUGCUGUUUUGUUUUUCACUUUUUAGGUGGAGCUAUGUCACCAAACUACUCCCCUACCUCUCCUGCCUACGAGCCACGCUCUCCAGGAGGCUACACCCCUCAAAGUCCUGGAUACUCUCCAACGUCUCCAUCCUACUCCCCCACUUCUCCCUCCUACUCCCCCACCAGCCCCAACUACAGCCCCACAUCUCCCUCCUACUCGCCCACCUCGCCGAGCUAUUCUCCCACCUCCCCGUCGUACUCGCCGACUUCUCCGUCUUAUUCUCCGACGUCUCCAUCUUACUCUCCCACCUCUCCGUCUUACUCACCCACAUCUCCAUCUUACUCCCCCACUUCACCGAGCUACAGCCCAACAUCGCCCAGCUAUAGCCCGACAUCACCCAGUUACUCACCCACUUCACCUUCUUACUCACCCACCUCUCCGUCUUAUUCACCGACAUCUCCAUCAUACUCCCCCACCUCCCCAUCCUACUCUCCAACUUCUCCUUCCUACUCGCCCACUUCUCCGAGCUACAGCCCAACAUCACCAAACUACACCCCCACCUCCCCCAGCUACUCCCCCACCUCUCCCUCUUACUCGCCAACAUCGCCUUCUUACUCCCCAACCUCCCCCAACUACACCCCAACCAGCCCCAACUACUCCCCCACCUCUCCCUCUUACUCCCCCACCUCUCCAUCAUACUCACCCUCCAGUCCACGUUACACGCCGCAGUCACCCACCUACACACCCAGCUCGCCUUCAUACAGCCCCAGCUCUCCUUCCUACUCCCCCACCUCCCCCAAAUACACCCCGACUUCCCCCUCGUACAGCCCCAGCUCUCCGGAGUACACUCCCACCUCUCCAAAAUACUCUCCUACUUCACCAAAGUACUCCCCUACAUCACCGAAGUACUCCCCGACUUCUCCUACAUACUCCCCAACGACUCCAAAGUACAGCCCCACCUCUCCUACCUACUCCCCCACCUCUCCUACCUACACCCCAACCAGCCCCAAAUACUCCCCUACUUCGCCUACUUACUCCCCAACUUCACCCAAAUACUCUCCCACAUCUCCUACUUACUCGCCGACUAGUCCUAAAGGCUCCACGUACAGCCCCACCUCACCUGGAUACAGCCCCACCUCCCCCACAUACAGCCCGGCCAUCAGCCCUGACGACAGCGACGAGGAAAACAACUGAAGAGCCACGGCGAAGGAGAAGGGGAGGCGGCUAAAGAAACCCCGUCACCUCAUUUGAAGGACAGCGCCUUUUAUCCAGCUGGAGGUGGCGGUGCUUCCACCCAAAAAAAAGGGGGGUCCCAAUUGAUUUUUCUUUCUCCUCUGGGACUUCUGCCAUGCUCUCCAGUGUCGACCAUCUGAGCCCUCCAUCUUCUCUAAGAAGUUGUUAAAGCUACUUUAUGUGAAAGAACUUGAACUGCUUCGCCUGAAGGAAAAAAAAAAGGCUGCCUUUUGAAAUAGUUUUUUAUUUUCACACGGGGUGUUAGAGGAAAAAACUGCAAAUCCCAAUGAGGGGAACUAAAAGGAGAGGAAGAUGUGGUGAACACAUGACAGGGGAGAAAAUGUCCCUUUUUAACUUUACAGUGUACUGCAUCCAGUCUCUCUCUCAUUCUCUAACCGUCGGGUGUGUAGUCGUGGAAAAGCGUACAUAUUGCCAAAAGCCUUUUUGAGAAGUGGAUUGUAUUCAUCACUAAAGAAAAUCAAGGAGUUAAGGUUUAGACUUUGUUUACUGCAUACUUCACCAAGGUGUAUCUUGUUAGACCUUUUGCUGCUUUUGUAAAAAAAGAAAAAAAAACUACAGUUGCUGCCAGUUCAGGGGGAGAGGGGGCGUUUCGUGGAUCAAAGACGCAGAUGUCAGAGUUUAGGAGGGAAAUGACGAAUGUCGAUAGGAGAGAGAAACUGGCUUGCACGAAGGAAAAUGUCACUCUUUCAACAUCAACGAAUCCUUAGGUGUGUGCCCAUCGCCUUCCCCUCUUUCUCCUUCACACCCCAAAGACAAAAAACUCUUAAAGAUGUCAUGAAAAAAAAAAACACCCACCAGCAUCCUCUUGUCCUCUACCAUUUUUGCAAACUUGUGCAUCAAAAGGAGAAAAAAAAACAAAAACACUUUUCCAGAUGAAACUCUUCCCUUUGCAAUGGGAAUAAAAAGAUUUAUAUUGAACGGAAAUAAUCAAGAGGAUUAUUCCCUCUUUGAGUUUGAUUCUUGGAGGAAAUCGGGCACAUGUGGAUGAGGGAUUCUAGUUUGGUGUCGCUGCUUUUGUCAUUGUUUGCAUGAGUAGCACAUGUUAAUACAUUUAAUCAAGCUUUAGGUUGAACGAUUUUCAAAUCCCUCCCACUUGUCGCUAAUCUUCGCCCCAUUUCUGAUAGCUGACGUGUACACAGGUUUAUUUGGACUGUUCGGUUUAUUUAAGGAAAUGUUAACUGCUAUUCUGUGUGAAUAUACAUAGAGAAAAAUUGAGAUCUUAAUUUUCUUUUUCAUUUUUAUUUUCUUUUUUUUUUGCUUUUCUCUGGUUUGCUUCUGGUGACUUUGUGAAGCUGUCUGAGGAGGUUUAUGUUCAUGAGCUGUGGAUGAAGAGGCAGAGGACGGAGGAGAGUGCUCAGUCUCAUUUUCUCCUAAAUAGUGAAGUUAAUCCAAAACUGGCGCUCGCUCUCUCUACAUUUACAGUGUACACAUUGUUGCAUGCCGCUGCUUCAGUGAAGGGUUCGAAAUAUUCAGUCCUCAGCUCAGCUCUUCGAGUUUUCAUGACAGAAGUUAAUUUCUUUCUUUUGAGCAGCGAUUCUUAAAUUUACUGCGUUUAUUUAAGAAUAUCUGCUAAAAAUAACAACUUACCCACUACAUUAGUGUGACUUUCUUUCAAAUAUAUGGGUGCUUUCUCUCGUGACUAGUUUGACUAUUUAAGGGAAUCAGUUAAGACGAACUGAAUCAUAAUUUCUCUCCCUCCUCGUUCUAGUCGUAAGACUCUGUUUCUGAAUUUAAAGCCCCUUCCUCCUCCCUCUUCAGCCACAAUGACCCUCAUUUCAAAUCAGUGUUUGUUUUUUCUACAAGUGUAUGUACCUGUGACGACGAGGGGAAUCAUAGGGAGGGCGGGGAGAGUAUUUGACUUGACUGGGAGUCCUGCGAGGAUAUAAAUACACGUUUGCUUCCAAUAUUCUCCUGAUUUGAUCGGACUUCAUCCUCUUGCCUUUGAGAUAACGCAGGUUUUUGGUGAAUGCACUUAGUAAAUAUUGUGGUGGACACAAGCCCCAGACAUGUGAUAUUCUGUCCACUAGGCUUGCAUCGAUCCUGUUGUCUUAACCGCGUGCUGUCCAGUCGGUUCAAAAAGGAAAAAAGAAAAACUACAAGGACUCCCAGGUGGUGUGAAUGUGCGCGUGUUGAAGGAAGUGUGUGUCCGAGAGAGGGCGAGACAGGGUUAACAAGCUGAGGAAAGACUUCACAUGUCUGGGCACAGGAAGGUUCGACUUGAAAUUGCCACUGUAUAGAAAUGGAUUCAUUAUCUCAUUCUCUGUAUCUCUGUUCUGUUUGUUUUUUGACUUGGAAAAAAAUGAAUAAAAGUUUUACUAUAACAUGA